CUAUUCUCUAUUCUAUUAUUCUCACACAGUUUGUCGAUCGAUCCAUCUCCGCCAUUUCCAUCUUUCACAGGCGCAGACAAACAGGGAGGAGCUAAGGUAUUCAGAUUUCCUCUUCAAUGGACCACGCUGAACUCACCACCGAACAGGUUCUGAAGAGGGACAUCCCAUGGGAGACAUACAUGACUACUAAGCUCAUCACUGGGACAUGCCUUCAGCUGCUAAGGCGCUACGACAACAGAUCGGAGAGUUACAGGGCUCAAUUGUUGGAUGACAAUGGUCCAGCCUAUGUUCGGGUUUUUGUUAGCAUCUUACGUGACAUCUUUAAGGAAGAAACUGUCGAAUACAUACUGGCAUUGAUUGAUGAAAUGCUUGCAGCAAACCCGAAAAGAGCUAGAUUAUUCCAUGAUAAGUCGCUUGCUGGUGAGGAUACUUAUGAGCCUUUCUUAAGGUUGCUCUGGAAAGGUAAUUGGUUCAUACAAGAGAAGAGUUGUAAGAUACUUGCUUCGAUAGUGAGUGCAAGGCCAAAAUCCCAGGAUGGCAAUAUUGCAAAUGGGGAAGCGUCAAAUUCAAAGAGAAAAAUUACUACUGUUGACGAUGUGUUGAAAGAAGGAUUGGUAGAAUGGCUUUGUGCACAGCUGAAGAAGCCUUCCCAUCCUAGUCGCGGCAUCCCAACUGCCAUCAAUUGCCUUGCAACUUUACUCAAGGAACCUGUGGUUAGAUCGUCUUUUGUUCAAGCAGAUGGAGUUAAGUUGCUUGUUCCCUUGAUUUCUCCAGCAUCCACCCAACAGUCUAUCCAGCUUCUUUAUGAAACCUGCCUCUGUGUGUGGCUCUUAUCCUACUAUGAACCUGCGAUAGAGUACUUGGCUACUUCUAGAACUGUUCCUCGACUCAUAGAAGUUGUCAAGAGUUCCACAAAGGAAAAGGUUGUUAGAGUUGUUGUCUUGACCCUUAGGAACUUGCUCUCCAAAGGGACCUUUGGUGCGCAAAUGGUAGACCUUGGACUGCCACAAAUUGUUCAGAGUUUGAAAGCACAAGCAUGGAGUGAUGAGGAUCUAUUGGAGGCCCUGAACCAACUAGAAGAUGGCCUGAAAGACAACAUCAAAAAAUUGCGCUCCUUUGACAAAUACAAGCAGGAAGUCCUCCUUGCCCAUCUUGACUGGUCUCCCAUGCACAAAGAUCCUGCAUUCUGGCGUGAGAAUGCUACCAAUUUUGAAGAGAAUGAUUUUCAGAUUCUGAGGGUGUUACUCACUAUUUUGGACACAUCGAGCGAUCCGAGAGCUCUGGCCGUUGCUUGCUUCGAUCUAUCGCAGUUCAUUCAGCACCAUCCUGCGGGCCGAGUCAUAGUGACGGACCUCAAGGCAAAGGAACGGGUGAUGAAACUGAUGAACCACGAGAACGCCGAGGUUACGAAAAAUGCGCUUCUUUGCAUCCAGAGGCUUUUCCUGGGUGCCAAGUAUGCCAGCUUUCUGCAGGCUUAAAAUUAAACUAAGAUUUUUCUUUGGUGAGGUCAUCGGAGGCGGCCGUAGAUUCUAAUGUCCAUCUCUCUAUCAUAAGAGAAGAAAAAGAGGAUUUAUUGUUAAUGGCCAAUUUCUGUAGAUUACUAGAGGGCAUAUAUAUACACAACUAUAUCUAAAUUUUAUUUGACACAUUAUAUAAUCCAGAUUCUAGGGGAAUGUUCCUCCUUUUGUUUUU
Messenger RNA from Morus notabilis, 1692 nucleotides. Its product is annotated as V-type proton ATPase subunit H. The transcript is spliced from 12 exons. The coding region runs from base 117 to 1478 and encodes 453 amino acids. Gene Ontology annotation, biological process: proton transmembrane transport. The record is from RefSeq and is a predicted model, not a curated record. Gene Ontology annotation, cellular component: vacuolar proton-transporting V-type ATPase, V1 domain. NCBI's taxonomy places the organism in Eukaryota, Viridiplantae, Streptophyta, Magnoliopsida, Rosales, Moraceae. Gene Ontology annotation, molecular function: protein binding; heme binding; proton-transporting ATPase activity, rotational mechanism.